CAGCAGUCUCUGGUCUCUCUCUGCUGUAUCCAACAGCAUGUGAAGCAAAAGAAAGAAAGCUAGAACUUCUCCUACAUGAGGUAAUUUAAUUAAUGAAAAACGCAUGCUGGCUGGCUGCAAAUUUAAACAGAUGCAUCAGCAUACCCAAGCUUUUUUUCUCUUCAACGUUUUGGGACCAGCCUCUAUCUCCUUUUAAGGUCCUGCUUGCAAUUAAAACAUUUAAACAUCCUGACGUUAACAACUUGGACAUUUACAGCUGUGCGUUCAAGGAGGAAGACUGUACACAGUGUACACCACUUUAUUCCAAGGGACUGAGUGAGUGCUCAAUAAAGACUCACCAAUAUUUUAAUUUUCUUGCUCUUGCAUAAAGGGAAAUUCAAGGCAAACAUGGAAGUUUGUAAAGGUCGUUUACUUGGUAUCUCAGUCGCUGUUGCUCAUGGAUUUUUCUCGGGAUCGUUGAACAUUUUACUAAAAUUUCUCAUCACGACUUAUAACUUCAACUACCUCAUUCUCAUCCAGUGCCUCACCAGCACGCUGGCAGCGGUUACACUGGAGAUACUGAGGAGACUGGGCAAAGUAGACAUACCUCCAUUCAGCCUUCAACUAGCCAAAGUCUUCGGAGGUGUUUGUAUUCUGUCCACAUUACAGUCCACUCUAACACUAUGGUCUCUCAGAGGACUGAGUCUACCCAUGUAUGUGGUUUUUAAACGGUGUCUACCGUUGGUCACCCUAGGCAUCGGCGUAUGCGUUCUGAAGAACGGUAUCCCGUCUGUGGGGGUCAUAACGGCGGUGCUCAUCACUACUGGAGGAGCAGCUUUAGCUGGGUUUGGUGACGUGACGGGUGACACAUUUGGCUACGUGACGGGCGUCCUGGCUGUGAUCAUCCACGCCUCCUACCUGGUCUUGAUCCAGAAGACCAGCACAGACAGUGAAUAUGGCCCCCUCACGGCCCAGUACUCCAUCGCCAUCAUGGCCUCCCCAGUUUUCUUAAUCUGCUCCAUUGUCAGCAUGGACUCCAUCAACAUGUGGAGCUACACGGGCUGGAGUAACCCCUUCAUCUCAGGCAUCUUCUCCCUCUGCAUAGUCAUCGGCUGUGCCAUGAACUUCACCACGCUGCAAUGCACCUACAUCAACUCGGCCGUCACCACCAGCUUCGUGGGAGUGGUGAAGAGCAUCGCCACCAUCACAGUGGGCAUGGUGGCCUUCAGCGACGUGGAGCCCACCAGCCUGUUUGUUGCCGGCGUUGUGGUCAACACUGUGGGCUCCAUCACCUACUGCAUCGUCAAGUACUUUGAGACCAGGAGGAAGACCCUCUACCAGGACCUGGAGGAGCAAAGGAAGGACGAGAUUCUGCCUGGACAAACUUACAUUGAGAAGAAGCCUCCCAACGGAGACCUGGAGCCCCUGCCCAGUGGUCAUGGAUGGUCUGAUGAAGGAUCGAUUGAACAGGUCCCCACUCAGGACCACCUCCUCAAUGAUCAGAGCCUCAGUGACUACCCACUUCCAGACACCAGCAACAGCAUGGAGUCUGUAGAACUCCAGAGAGAGGCCUUUCAUAACAAGAACCGGGCCAACCAGGCCAACCAGUCUGUGAGUGAAAGUUACCUAAGGGUGUGGAGGUCCGUCCGUAACCUGCAGUUCUUGAACAAAGACACCUUAAUGGAUAAUAUGGAGGUGCAGAGCCCUUAAUGGGGAAUCACUCUAAUUUCAAAGGGUGCAUGUUUUGUCAGUCUUUUCUGUUUGUAUGUUUUUUCUGUUUGUUUGUAAGACUGGUUGGACAUUGGGCACUGAUUUAAUGUUAAGAGAUCCGUAUUUUUCUCAUGAACAUGCGCUUAUGGAAGCAGCAAAAUAUUUUUGAGAAGAUGGAGUGUUAAUAUGAUUGGAAAAAAUAUACUGACUAUUUAUAAAAGCAUUUAUGUUUAAAUGUUUUAUAUGGAUUUAUCAGUCAUAUUAAUAACAGGUGAAUAGUUGAUGGUAAAUUGCUAAAACUAGGGGUCAAAGACAUCUGAUACCAUAAUAAUGGAAUACCUCCCCAUCUUCCCCCAACCACUAUUUUGCUGUAUGGUAAACAAAAUGAAUUGUCUGUGUGACAGUGCAUUGGGUAAGGUUGAAGUUGAUAUGUAAUUACAUGUUAUAAAAAGAUUAAUACCAGUUUUUGUAUGAAUCAUUUUAUUUGCACAAUGUUACUGCCUGUCCAGAUUCUGUCUAGUCCAUGAAUUGUGAUAUGUGGCAAGUGAAGAGCAAUAGCAACUUCCAUUUGCAUGUACAAUGCAAAGUACAUUUAAAUGUUUUUAUGGAACUCUUCCACUGUGAUGUUGGCCCUCUUCUUUAUGAUAAAUCCAUUACAUUGAAAUCCAUGGUAAAUGUUUUAGCCAAAUUGCCUUUCCAAUGAGAUUUGCUUUCUGAAUUACCAACAAUAGAUAACUGUUUUGGUAAGGUUCACUUAACAUCAACACAAUAUAGGCGUCCUGAACAUUUAUUGUGAGGAGAUCAUUAUCAGUAGAGCAUUUAGAUCCGUAAUGUCAACAUUGGAUUGGAAAGAGACUAGAGAAUGACUUUGAUCCUACGGAACACAUCACUUCUCUUAUUGAGUCAUUAGUCAAAGUACACCACCACAAUUCCCUCAAAGUCUCAACUGCUCUGGAGUAGAAAACAGCUAUUUCACAUCACACCCAAGGAGGAUGCCUGUGUCAUGAUUAAAGUAAUACUGUAUACAUAGCUGUAUGGUAAUGCAUUCUCCAGUAUGUCUUAGAACCCCUCCUUAUGUAAACGCAUGCAGUGAGAGUAUGUCCUUCCAGAGUACCUGCAGGGAGAGGAGAGGGAGAAGUGUGAGCAAUCUGUCCCCUCAUCAACCAGAAAGAGAGAGGCCUGCAGUCAGCACAUUAGUUGCAGGAAAAUCCAAAAGUGCCUUUGAAAUGCUUCUUUGGGACUCUUGAAGUACAGAUAAACCAGGAACUCUGAGUGCUGAUAACAGAGGACUUCAAGAAACAGGAACAGAAAAAAAAUCUACUUUGUAAAAGAAAAGGGGUUGGUUGGUGAGUUUUAUCACAUCGUCUCCU
Messenger RNA from Salvelinus fontinalis (brook trout), 3059 nucleotides. RefSeq names its product solute carrier family 35 member D3-like. Lineage: Eukaryota; Metazoa; Chordata; Actinopteri; Salmoniformes; Salmonidae. The record is from RefSeq and is a predicted model, not a curated record. The coding region runs from base 388 to 1689 and encodes 433 amino acids. Gene Ontology annotation, molecular function: antiporter activity. Gene Ontology annotation, cellular component: Golgi apparatus. The transcript has 2 exons.